Messenger RNA from Fusarium graminearum PH-1, 123 nucleotides. RefSeq lists its product as uncharacterized. Lineage: Eukaryota; Fungi; Ascomycota; Sordariomycetes; Hypocreales; Nectriaceae. The transcript has a single exon. The record is from RefSeq and is a predicted model, not a curated record. Bases 1 to 123 code for a protein of 40 amino acids.
AUGAAGAAGAGGAGAAUGAAUUUCGAUCAGGCGAGGAAGGUGUAUAUGGAGAACCGAUUCAAGGCCAAUGGUAUUGGCGCUGAUGGUCUUCCGAGGGAUCCGAAGUUUGUGAGCUUCUCUUAA